AUGGCGCCUCUUGAGAACCCUAAUUUGGAAGGAUACCACGUUGCCAGAGCCAUGUGGUUGGAAUACUACAAUCCCAAAGCUGGAACGUAUAUUGCCAAACAAAAAUGUAGUGGCUGUUACAAUGACGAUAAAUUCGUUGUCUGGGCAGUGUCAGUAGCUGAUCAAGCAAUUGUUGAUGCAGCAAGGAUAUACCCCGAGUUCAAACCGUUGAUCCAGCCAGCUAUAGCAGUUUUCCAAAAGUACAAAAAUAAGCACAUUAAAGGUUAUUCAGCUGCUGAAAAUAGUGGUAACGACAAGGACAUCUAUUAUGAUGAUGACGCACAAGUUUGCAGUGCUAUGCUUACCGCUUAUGAAGUGACUGGAGACAAAACUUAUUUGGAUCAAGGUAGAGAAUUGGUUCGCUUUUUGAUGGGCGGCUGGAAUGACAAUCCAAAAGCAGUCACCAAGGGUGGAAUGCAUUGGCAUAUAUCUAAAAAUCUAUUGAAUUCAUGUACUACAGCAGAAGUUGCCAAGGCAUGCUUGCAAAUUUCCAAAUUCAUCCCCAAUGAAGCACAAGUAUACGUUGAGUUUGCCGCUAAAUGCAUCGAUUGGCAAAUCAAGGUGUUACAAGACCCUUCUGAUAAGUUGAUUCGCGAUGGUGUUGGCGAGGACAGCGAUAAAGUCGAUGAUGCCAAGUGGUCUUAUAACACAGGAACAACAUUAUCAGCAGCUUCUCACUUGUAUCAAAUCACCAAGGAUAAUAAAUGGUUAAACAUUGCAAAUGAGUUGGCCGAGGCUGCAAUCAAUCACAAUUCCUUUUUCUACGACCGUGAUUUUCCAGAUAAUUUGAGAUACUGGAGAGAUUCAUCUUAUUUUGUUCAGCUUUUAAUUGAGGGAUUAGCUGAUUACUUACUUUAUGUAGGAAAAGAUGUUCCCCAGGGUUUACCACAAAGAAUUCACGAUGAAGUAAGAAGACAUUUGAUUAUGUUUUACGAAUUUAUGAAGGAUCCAAAAGAUGGCGGAUAUAUACAAAGCUUUGAACCUCAUAAUACAUAUAAGCAUGUAUACGAUCAGAAAUACCAUGAAUGGUUUGGUGAUGGCAAACAAUGGAGUUUGAAAGGUGAAGACAAGGAUAGUAAUGGAAAUCCACAAAAAUGUCUUAUGGGUUACGGCUCAGCUGCAAGAGUAUUUUUCCAAGGUGCAAGAAUUGUGCCAAAAAUUUAG
Lodderomyces oxycetoniae is the source of this 1203-nucleotide messenger RNA. RefSeq lists its product as uncharacterized. Lineage: Eukaryota; Fungi; Ascomycota; Pichiomycetes; Serinales; Debaryomycetaceae. Bases 1 to 1203 code for a protein of 400 amino acids. The transcript has a single exon. The record is from RefSeq and is a predicted model, not a curated record. Gene Ontology annotation, biological process: carbohydrate metabolic process.